Messenger RNA from Pleurotus ostreatus (oyster mushroom), 699 nucleotides. RefSeq lists its product as uncharacterized. Lineage: Eukaryota; Fungi; Basidiomycota; Agaricomycetes; Agaricales; Pleurotaceae. The transcript has 6 exons. The record is from RefSeq and is a predicted model, not a curated record. Bases 1 to 699 code for a protein of 232 amino acids.
AUGCGUAUCUUUGCCAUCACAUCCAUCCUCGCCAGCAUUGUCGCGAGUGCAGGCGUGCUUGGUGUCGCCGUAGAGGCCAAUGUAGAGCGCUCUGUGUCGAAUGUCCAAGCCGUGACUAUUGGCGACUAUACAAUCACAAUAACGACAGUCCCCGUCACGCCUGCGCGCCUCGCCAAGUUCCCCGCGGCCAAGACCCGUAACCGCUCGUCUCCUCCACAAACGUCGCUCACCAAGCGGGUGGUCGGCAAUGGCUGCGAGGUUGGGUGCGGGGGUAACGACUUCUGCUCGAAUGACCUCAGCCUCUCGCCUGACCCCCCCUUGCUGGCCGACUGCCAGUCUCUCAAAGCGGCCCUCGACCAGCUUGCGCUCAGUGAGGUCACUAACACCUUUCCGUGCAAUUUCCCGAACAGUCCCUCCUGUCCUAACUUCACCGUACCCCCCGGGUUCGAGCAGAUCUACUCCUUGGGUACCUGCGCAGUGGGCCUAAUAAACUUCAACCCUGUCGGCGGGCCCGAUGUCGCCUUCUGCCACUACCUUAUGGCCGGGACCCUUUUAUCACUGUUCACGAGUUGCAUCACGAACUUGGGUUUCACCGGGAGCAUCUGUUUCUCCAACUCCAAUAACCUUGGGGUCAACUGGGGCCUUGAUCGCAACAACACUACGCACGAAAACAUUCCUAUGCUCGUGACUGUUGCCUAG